UUUUUUGUUUUGUUUUUUGGCUUAUUUGUUCUUAUUUUUCAUGAAUAAUUACUCACUUUCUUUCUUUAUUCUUCUUUUUCUUUCCCUUUCAUUCUCAAUUAGCCAUGCAAAGAAUUUAUUCUUAAAAAGCUGCUCCAAGGCUUUUUCCCAAGCUUUAAGAAAGAAAUUGACAAAAUUUCUGUUUUGGCAUAUUGAUGAUUGUUGACAGCUUUUUCUGUUUUGGUUUUUUUUUUAGUUUUGACUUUUUUCUAAAAAUUUAGCAUUAUUUGUUGCUUUUUAGGUUCAUUACAAAUUAAUGGAAAUAUACCUAAAAACUUUUUUAAUAGGAGGAACAUUUUGUUAAUUUUUAGAACUUCAAAAAUUAUUUAAAAUUAGUCAAAACCCCACAAAAAAUUCUAAUGAGCCUUGAAGACGGUGCUAUCUCCCUUUUUACUCAAAAAUUCCAUUAUAAUAUUUGGCCUAUUAAUUUAUCUUAUUUCUCUUAUUCUACAAAAGGAAAUAGCAAAGCUCGGCCUGAAUGUAUGCGCUUUCUGGUCCGGCUAGCGCUAUUGGGCGUCUUGUUUCUUCUGUUUAUUUUGGCGCUCUCAAUACACCAAAAAAGAAUUCGAAAAGAAUUUCCUGAAAUAAUUCAAAAAAAGAAUAUUUCUGUUAAUAAACCAUCAGUUAAUACUUUUUUAAUUCCUGUUCGUCCAAAAGGAAAUUCGAACCAGCCAACAGAAGAAGAUAAAGAAGCCCGUCGUCUUUUACAACUUUUUGGCGGUUCGUCUGACGACGGUAUUCCUGUACCUGCUGGCCAUAAUCCAAUUAGUGGGGGUGGUGGUGGGGCAUUUCCCCAAUUAGAAACAGCAAUAGGUGCUGGUCUUCUUUUCCCCAUUGGACGAUACCCGCCUGGAAGUGUUCGAGGAAAUGCUGUUCGUGGCCAGUUGACUUUGAACGUUGCUGUUGUUCUUAUUGUUUCUUUACUUUCCAUUGCUGUUUUAAUUACUGCAAUUUGCUGUGUAAUAGUCAUAGCGUUAGCUAUGGAAUCAGCAACUACAAUUGAUGAAUGUCACAACAACAAUUCAUCUUCUAAUGAUUUUCUUCUUUCCAGAUGGCCUCAUUUAAUACUUCCUCGGCCACAAAUAGAUGAAGAAACGGGUAAUCCAUUAACUGAUGAUGAAAUGGAGGAUUGUGAGGAUGUAAUUGACACAGAAAAUGUUAAUAAAUGUAAUCAAGGACAAAGUUGGGGACAAAAUAAAUCGGAUCUUGAACCUUUAAUUGAAAAAGGAAUUGAAAGAGACAAAAAAUGGCUAAGGAAAAAUAAAAGUGAGAGCCAUGAAGUUGGAAGGCCUAAUAUAUUUAUUGUUUGA
Messenger RNA from Meloidogyne enterolobii, 1349 nucleotides. The record is from the annotation of a GenBank genome assembly. NCBI's taxonomy places the organism in Eukaryota, Metazoa, Nematoda, Chromadorea, Rhabditida, Meloidogynidae.